This is a messenger RNA of Cryptococcus amylolentus CBS 6039, 632 nucleotides long. RefSeq lists its product as hypothetical. The transcript is spliced from 5 exons. The coding region runs from base 322 to 606 and encodes 94 amino acids. Lineage: Eukaryota; Fungi; Basidiomycota; Tremellomycetes; Tremellales; Cryptococcaceae. Gene Ontology annotation, biological process: protein acetylation. The record is from RefSeq and is a predicted model, not a curated record. Gene Ontology annotation, molecular function: N-acetyltransferase activity.
CCAGCGACUCCGAGCGAUUUGCCCGAGAUCAUCGAGCUAACAAGAAGAUUGGUAAUGUUAAUGUUACCUGACUGUAGGCCCCUCGUCUGUCAAAGAGAGGCUACUGAUAUUGGAAUAGGCUGGACAGGAUGGCCUUGAGCACGAAGUGACUGCUACAGUACUCCCGAAGCCGUGAGCCUUGUUGCAGAACGACACUCAACAGGCUGACAGUUGUACUUUCUCAAGUUGAGCAAAUGCUUGUUCGAGAAGCACCUUGCAGAGGCAAUUGUCGCGAGAGUCGACGGAGAGACUGGAAUAGUGGGCUUCGUAAGGUAUCUCUUCAUGUUUUCAGCUUGGAAAGCCGCCCCAGAGCUAUAUGUCGAGAACAUCUACGUCAAACAGGAACACCGCAACAGAGGCCUCGGUAAGAAAUUCUCCGCCGAGAUGGCUGCGGUGGCUAGAGACAAGGGAUGCGCUCGUAUCGAAUGGAAGACUCACAAGGACAACGCACCCGGUAUCGCUUUCUACGAAAACGCUCUCGAAGCUUGCAGGUCAGACACGACCUACAUCAUGAGGAUUGAACCUGCAGGAUACGAGGGAAUCAUUGAAAGAUUCGGUGGUUUGUGAUACAGUACAUACAUACACUUUGAAGA